This is a messenger RNA of Dreissena polymorpha, 2405 nucleotides long. RefSeq names its product zinc finger and BTB domain-containing protein 41-like. Bases 570 to 1043 code for a protein of 157 amino acids. The transcript has 3 exons. NCBI's taxonomy places the organism in Eukaryota, Metazoa, Mollusca, Bivalvia, Myida, Dreissenidae. The record is from RefSeq and is a predicted model, not a curated record.
AUUAUGGUCACUUUUUUCCACUUAAAAUAUGCAUAUUAUUGAUAAAUCUUUGUGAAAGUUUACGUACCACCUCAAAUAUUUUCUAUGUCCCUUGACAUAUUGCUUUUAUAUUUUGCAUACUUCUUUACCAACAUGACCCCAAUCUAUAAACAAGAGCAGACAACUGUAACAAGCAUUUUGUAAGAAUUAUGGCCCCGUUUUUCCACUUAAAAUAUGCAUAUUAUUGAUAAAUCUUUGUUACAGUUUACGUACCACCUCAAAUAUUUUCUAUGUCCCUUGACAUAUUGCUUUAAUCUUUUGCGUACUUCUUUACCAACAUGACCCCAAUCUAUAAACAAGAGCAGACUACUGUAAACAACAUUUUGUAAGAAUUAUGGCUCCUUAGUGAUUUUGUUAUUACUACACAUGCCUAAAUACAUAUUAUGUAUAUCAUGAAAUUAAUGUAAUUUGUGUACAAGGAAUUAAUGUCAAUGUGUUGUACUAAAUGGUUUUAUGAAUAACGAACUUUUUAACUCUGACUAGAUUAUGUGUUAUACCAUUUUUUAUUGUUGUUGUGAAUAGGCAACACAAUGACUACUAGAUCUACGGACAGCCAGGAACCAGGACAAACAACAUCCGUACAUACGGAAGAAGUCGAUGGGACGAGUACCGAAACUAAAGAACAUAGCGACACUGCACACGAGUACAAUUCACAAGAUGCAGCAGAAAAUAUGUUGAACAGUGAAUCAUCGGAUAUCGAUGAUAGUGACAAUGACAAAGACUAUAUUCCGGAAGAAGGCGAUGCAUCGUCAGAUGAGUCGAUAGUUGUCGAACUCAUACCAAACAUUCAAAGAUUUCAAAAGAAGACAGCGUCAACACUACCUCCUGUUGAAUCCUUGCAAUCUCGUGAACGUGACGAAUCAUCCGCAGAGGCACACAAAACCAACAUCACCAUCGCUCAAACAAAUAACAGUGAAUACAGACAUUACGAUAAGAGAUUUUAUUGCAUGUUUUGCGAAAAGGCUCAAAUAAAACUAAAAAAAACAUUUGCUUUUGCAGCAUAAAGAUGGGCAAGAUGUGAAAGAUCUAUUAAAUACGGAAAAUUCAGCAGAAAAUAAAAAAAUGUAUGAACAAAUAAGGAACGUAGGGAACCAUCUCCAUAAUGUUAAAGUAUUGCGAGAUGGCCAAGGACAACUAUUUGUGUCAUACAGACAAAGUCACAAUCAACGCGUAGCUGCAGACGAGUAUGGACCUUGUCCUUACUGUUACGGGUAUUACCCGAAGAAAAUCCUGUGGAGGCACACUCAAAAAUGUAAGUUUACAAUGCGGCGUGAUCAAGAAAACGACUCGCUUUAGAGAGCAGCCUGCUAUUACCAAAAUCAAAAGAAGGAAGCACUAUUUUAAGACGAGUAAUCGAGUCCAUGAGAAACGACGAAAUAAGUCGCAAAGUCAAAAGUGAUAAUACAAUCCUUGCAUUCGGUGAAAAACUCUGUACAAAAAGGGGCCAUGAUAAAAAGCAACACAAUUAUAUUAGACAGAAGUUAAGAGAAGUUGGUAGCUUGCUGAAAGACAUGCGAUCUUGUCCAGGCAAUGUUGAAAUGUCUUUGGAGAAUUUCAUGUAUUCAGAUGCUUUCAAAUUUAUUACACAAUCUUGCAAAAACGUUGCAGGCUUCGACGGAAACACCAAUACUUAUGCUACACCAUCAUUAGCCUUAAAGAUUGGCACAACGCUUCAGAAAUGUCUAAAAAUUCUAAUUUCGAAAGGAAUCGAAACAAACAACCAGGAUCUGCAAACAAGGGCUGAGGAGCUUUCCAAACUAUUUGAAAUUAAUUGGACGGAUGACGUGUCUUCCAAUGCCUUAAGAACACUUCAUGAGGCUAAGCAGAACAGUCAGAAAGAACUGUUGCCAUUGGCAAAUGAUGUCAAAGUAAUGUCUGAAUACUUACGACAUGAAGCAGAAACACAUGCAAAUACCUUACAAGAAUCAGCAAGUGAUUGCGAGAAAAGGCAAGCAUGGCAUAAGUUGUCUGAAAUCUGCUUAUGUUUAAUCGAAACGAUUAGACGAUGUGUCAAAAAUGACAGUCGAAGAAUAUUCAAAAAACAAAUUGACAAAUGACGAUGGAGAAUUAGAUUGAUGUUUAACAAAACUGGAAAAAAACCUGUGCCGUUAUUUUUACCGUACAGAGAUUAUUGCAAAACGAGGUCGAAUAGCUGCAGUACUGUUUCCAAGACAGGUGAAAGAAAAUAUCGACCUGCUCAUACGCAGCAGAAAUUCUCUAACAAACUGUUUAAAUAGUAAAUAUCGUUUCCCAACAAAAUCUGCAUCAUCGCAUAUUCGUGGGACAGAUGUAUUACGUUCAAUUGCAAUUGACUGUGGAGCUGAACAUCCGAAAAGGCUUCGUUCUACAAAGUUAAGGAAACAUAU